Molecule: messenger RNA, 621 nt
Organism: Daucus carota subsp. sativus
Lineage: Eukaryota; Viridiplantae; Streptophyta; Magnoliopsida; Apiales; Apiaceae
Exons: 1
Coding region: 1-621 (206 amino acids)
Source: RefSeq, a predicted model, not a curated record
AUGCCGCCAAAGAAAAUUGUUCGUGUAGAGACCGCAAAUGCAGGCCAGACAGAUCCAACCAUCGCUCAGAUUUUGGAACUUUUGCGUCAGCAAGCUGCUAAUCAGGAGAGGCAGCAACAACGUCAGCAAGUGCCUGCCGUUACUUUUAAGACUUUCCAGUCAGUUAAACCUCAAGAGUUCUUGGGAUCUUCCGACCCGAUUAAAGCCAGAGCUUGGCUGAAGGAGACUGAUAAGGCAUUCUCCCUGGCAAAGGUAGGGGCGGAUCAGAAGACCGAAUUUGCCAGCUACUUUCUGAAGGAGGAAGCCAACUACUGGUGGGAGUCCAAGCGAGCGCUUGUGAUAGGAGAAGUUGUUCCAUGGGAAAGGUUUACAGAAUUGUUCUUGGAGAAGUACUUUCCCAGGUAUAUGCAAAAUCAGAUGGAGCUAAAGUUCUUGGAACUAAAACAAGAAAACCUGAGUGUUUCUGAAUAUGAGGCUAAGUUUACUGAGCUAGCAAGGUUUGUUCCUGAGUAUGUCAAUACUGAUGAGCAGAGGGCUAAGAGGCUCCAACAAGGACUAAAGCCUUGGUUGCGGAGCAGGGUAGCUGCUUAUGAGUUAACUUCGUAUGCGGCUGUUGUUUAG